This is a messenger RNA of Perognathus longimembris pacificus (Pacific pocket mouse), 1608 nucleotides long. RefSeq names its product spectrin repeat containing nuclear envelope family member 4 (gene Syne4). Bases 293 to 1534 code for a protein of 413 amino acids. Gene Ontology annotation, biological process: establishment of epithelial cell apical/basal polarity. The transcript is spliced from 7 exons. Lineage: Eukaryota; Metazoa; Chordata; Mammalia; Rodentia; Heteromyidae. The record is from RefSeq and is a predicted model, not a curated record. Gene Ontology annotation, cellular component: meiotic nuclear membrane microtubule tethering complex; nuclear outer membrane; nuclear envelope.
AGUAGCUAGGAUGACAAGUGUGAGCCACCAGAGUCCCAGAUCCAGGGCUCUGGAGGGUUUGGUGGGAGUUUUCUGUCACACACUCCUUGAGAUGGGAGUGUUCUGCUAGGGAGGAAGGAGUUAAGUGGCCCACUGUCACCUCCAAUGGGCAUCAGAUUACCAGCAUACACGUCCUUCCAGGAAGGGGUGGAGCCAGGCCCAGCCUUGAGCUCUCAGCUGCCCAGAGCCUGGGUGAAUCCUCCUGAGACCUGCAAACAGCUUGGACAACUUGUCUUGUCCCCAGCCCCCAGUUAUGGCCUUGUGUCCACCUCAGGGCUGUAGACUCUUCUUAGAGCCCCUCAACCAUCCCCCCGGAGCCCCUAGGGAGCCUGAUGUUGGUGGUUGUGCCAGCUUUCCUGCAUCUGGAGAGGAGACAAGCAGGCCAGCACAAGCCCAGGUGUUUUCAGAUGCCCCUGGCCAUGUCCAGGGUGGGGAGAGGGGCACGGAGCCCAUCACCAGUCCCUCAAGAACAUCAACAGUCUCAUCUCCUGAGGACCCAGCUGUGAACAGACACCAUGAGCACCCCAUCUCUAGUCUGGAGGUACUGGAAGCUGAGCAGGACAGCCUCUACCUUUGCCUGUUGGGGCUGGGCCUCCGUCUGCAGGACCUGGAGCCGGGCCUUGGGCCUUGGACACUGGCCCAGAAUAGGAUGGUCCAGCUGCAGAAGCUACAGGCAGAGCUCCGAGGUGCGGCUGAGCGCGUGGAUGCACUUCUGGCAUUUGGUGAGGGGUUGGCCCAGAGGACUGAGCCCAGGACCUGGGCAUCUCUGCAGCGGAUCCUGAAGGCCCUAGUUGCCCACCGUGACACCAUCUUCCGACGCCUCUGGCAGCUGCAAGCCCAGCUAAUCAGCUAUAGCCUGGUAUGGCCCGCCAUGGUGGGCCCCAGCCGAGUCCCUAGUGCCCCAGCUCCCAUGACUUCUAUCUGUCCUCUGAUCCAGGUAUUUGAGAAAACCUGCACACUGGACCACAACUUGGAAGUUGAGGGUGACUCAGAUGAGCCAGCACCCGGUGGGGCCUGGGGGCCCUGGACACCCAGUCACCUCCCCACUCCCAUGGAACUGGAAUGGGACCCAGCUGGAGAUGUUGGAGGCCUUGGGCCUUCAGGGCAAAAAACAGCACAGACACCAGGGGCUCCCUGUGAGCUUUGUGGCCACAGGGGUCCCCAGGGGAGCGGACAAGGCCUUGAGGACAUUCUAGCCCUGGGGCUCAGCCACCGAAAGUGCUUAGCAGGUCAUCAAAGACACUCUCUACUCCAGAAGUCUCAGGACAGAAAGAGGCGAGCCCCGCCCAGCAUGCAGGAUGUGAUGCUGGAGGAGGACCCUGGGGUCCUUGUUCCUGCUUCCAGGUGGCCUUUGACCUUGCUCCUUCUCUUCUUCCUUCUGGUGGGUGCCAUGGUGCUUCUGCGCAUGUCUGGGGGACUCUGCUGCUCUCAUGCCCAACUGGCCAGGACCCCCUACCUGGUACUUAGCUACGUCAAUGGUCUCCCCCCAGUCUGAGCACCUAGCCAGGACAUGGGGAAUAAACAGUCACUGUCUAAAGGGGUGUGGAGGGCUGGGAAUAUGGCUUAGCG